UGUGGCUAAGAGCAUCAUUGGAUUAAAAAAAUGUAUAUAUAUACACACAAAAGCCUCUUCAUCAAAUAGACGAUCAAGCAUUACAAUCGUUAAAAAGAAAAGUUUGUCUCUUAACUUUGAUCGCACGGCAUCGUUUCUAUCAUGGCUAUCGUCAACGGUUUUCUCAAGGCGGUUCUUUUCCUCAUAGCCGCCGCCAUCACGCACCAAUCUGCUGCUUCCGUCGUAAAACACGUCUUUCAUGUCCAAAACAUAUCGGUGAAUCCGUUGUGCAAAGAAAUAGUGAUACCAACGGUUACUCCAUGCUGUUCCCGGAAAGAAAGACUAGUGUGAAGAUCUUUGAAUUUAAUUCGACGGUGGAGAUUGUCCUCCAAAUUAAACACGGCGUUGGUCACAACCGAAAAUCACCCCAUGCACCUUCACGGUUUCAAUUUCCACGUGCUGGCACAAGGGUUUGGUAAUUAUGACCCGAACCAAACCGCUAUAAAACUCAAUUUGGUUGACCCGCAGAUGCGAAAUACCAUAGCCGUACCGACUGGUGGUUGGGCUGUCAUCCUUUUCGUAGCUAAUAACCCUGGUGCUUGGAUGUUCCAUUGUCAUAUGGAUGCUCACUUGGCGUUUGGUAUAAUAACAGUUUUCAUUGUUCGAAAUGGGCCGACCACGGCGACUAGCUUGCCUUCUCCACCGCCAGAUUUGCCUCUAUGCUCUCCAAAGCCACCGGUUAACUACGAACAUCCCACCACAGAUCAAUAUUAUUGAUUCCUCUAUCUAGCUAGAAUUCUAAUUACAUAUAUCACAUGUAUGAUGUGUUAUAAAUGAUGUUGUCAAAACCAUAUGUAUGAGUGAAAUGAAUUCUAUGUACCAAUCGAUUUAUUAUCAUGUAUAUUAACUCAACCUACAUUCACAAUAUUUUGGAUAAGAUAUGAAAACAGGUUUAAUAGAUACAUGUAUAAAAUAAUACCGCAUAGCUUCCAG
Molecule: messenger RNA, 972 nt
Organism: Thlaspi arvense
Lineage: Eukaryota; Viridiplantae; Streptophyta; Magnoliopsida; Brassicales; Brassicaceae
Source: the annotation of a GenBank genome assembly